Messenger RNA from Sungouiella intermedia, 924 nucleotides. The record is from the annotation of a GenBank genome assembly. NCBI's taxonomy places the organism in Eukaryota, Fungi, Ascomycota, Pichiomycetes, Serinales, Metschnikowiaceae.
AUGGCAUACUUAAAAUCAAGAUAUAAAAACACGCCGGUAGGGUCUGGCACCAACACACCCACUAUGGAAAAAACGGAUUCUGUUUUGAACUUGACGCAGCCAUCUUUGUAUGGUAUUUUCAACACGUCAUCAACGAGCUUGAACAAGGAGAACGAAGAAGUAGAGGAGUACAUUGAUGGGACAGAAUUGAGGAUCAACGCCAAGGAAUUGCACAAGGGUUCUGUCAAACAACCAGUGGUGACCACGCCGCGCACCAAGUCGUCGCCAUUGCAAUCGGCCGUGCUCUUGAUUGGUCGUUUGGUGGCUGUUGGAGCUGCUGCGUUCGUAUACAACGAAGUUACCAAGCACAUCCAUGCUAUCCACUCAGAUGGUCAUGGCGCACGGAUCAAUGCGUACUUAAUGCAAUUCAUUGAUGGCUGGAAGCCAUUCCAGCGGGUUUCUGCUGGGUAUGAGUCUGCUGACAAGAUCCUGGCCUUGGUACUGGAAGGCUUGCUUUUGAGCAUGAUUCUCCCCGUUUUGGACAACAUUAUGCCUUCUGCAUGGACCAAGAGACUUUUGUCGUCGAGCCCCAACCCGUACCACCGUUCUAACUUGGCAAAUGACGUUGUGAGAUCUACGAUUGCCUUCUUGGGCAUUUCCUACGCCAUCAGACACAUUGAGUGGAAGUCGUCGCUCCAGAUGGCCAUGGCAUGGUCGCUUAUAAAUCCUGCGUUGUGGUUGUUGAUGGAUGGCACAGUCAAUGGGUUUGUUGCUUCCGCUGGAGCAGCAUUUGUGGGGACUGGAUUGGUUUACUUGAGUAAUGGCUCCAAGUUUGAAGACCAUGACACUAUGCUCUCGAUCUUUUUGUUUGUUGCGAGCUUCUUCUUUUGUGGCGUGACGAUUUUUGGCAAGUUGGGCCGUAUUUUGUUUGGAAAGAAGGCAUGA